Molecule: messenger RNA, 764 nt
Organism: Brassica oleracea var. oleracea
Lineage: Eukaryota; Viridiplantae; Streptophyta; Magnoliopsida; Brassicales; Brassicaceae
Product: heat stress transcription factor B-4b-like
Exons: 4
Coding region: 61-612 (183 amino acids)
Biological process (GO): regulation of transcription by RNA polymerase II
Cellular component (GO): nucleus
Molecular function (GO): RNA polymerase II cis-regulatory region sequence-specific DNA binding; DNA-binding transcription factor activity
Source: RefSeq, a predicted model, not a curated record
GGUGGUGAUAGAUAGGUUAACGCAAGGAAAGCAUCAUCACCACCACCGCGAGGGUUUCCGAUGGCUGAAAAGGUUAGCGCAAGGGGAUCAUCAUCAUCAUCACCGAAAGUGAUUCCGAUGGCUAGGAAGGUUAAAGAGUACUACCGUUAUCCGGCCAUGGAAGCUUUUCACAAAGGAUGUGUCCGCCGUUAUUUUGCUGACGUGUUGUAUGAGAUGGUGGAUGAUCCUUCAACGGAUUCGAUCGUGUCGUGGAGCCAAGACGGAUCGAGUUUUAUCUUCUGGAAUCAGGACAAGUUUUGCAGCGAUGUUCUUCCCAAGUUUGGGCUUAGCACGUCUCCAACGUUCUUUGUCCGCCUUACAAACAUCUAUCUCUUCCGGAAAGUUGAGGAGUCUGAGCACUGCGAAUACGCACACGAUUACUUUGUGAGAGGCAAACCUGAGCUUACGGUGGAGAUUGAGAGGCAGUUCAAGGAAAGGGGUGCUCCAAUUAAGCUUGCCAUCAAGCCACAUGAACCGGCUUACAAGGAGAGUAGGGAGAGAAUUAGGGCUUUCAUGCUCGCCAAGAAAGCCGCCAGGAGUCUAUCUCUUAAGGAAAUGGGGACCAACCAGUAACCACCACCACUCUAUGUCUAAUAAAAUAACUACCAUGCUUGCUUUGACUAUAAUCUGAAUAUCUUUAUGGUUUCUAUCUUAAGUUUGUCUAUUGUUAAAAACAUCUACUGUCAAAAUGAAUUGGAAAUGGACUUCAAAUUUUAGUUUGUCAA